Messenger RNA from Bursaphelenchus xylophilus (pine wood nematode), 1719 nucleotides. The record is from the annotation of a GenBank genome assembly. NCBI's taxonomy places the organism in Eukaryota, Metazoa, Nematoda, Chromadorea, Rhabditida, Aphelenchoididae.
AUGAAGCGUGCAUUAAUUCUUCUGUUCCUAUGCUCCCUGCUACAACAUGGCCUGGCGUUGGAGCGGAAAGACCUCGGAGAUGAGGAAAGUCUCGAAACAGUAAGCGAACAAACUAUUGAACUCAAAAGUUCUAAAGAGUAUAAAUAGCUAGUUAGUGACGUUUCGCGACCUAACACUUCUUUAAUUACGGUAGAUAUAUUCAGAUCAGCUCAGAACACCUAGAUGAAGAUGGUUAUCCAACUCCCAGGCCACACAGCGAAGGUCUAGAAGUUCUUAAGACCGAUAAGGUCCCACGUGAUACCAGCCGCUUCAGCUUGGAUGAUCUUAUUCAGAGAGACGCCAGCGAUGUUUCCGACUCAGACCUGACACUUGACCUAUCGACUCCAAAAUUCACGUACGCAGAUAGUUCACGAUGGAUUUUAUCGAACGAAGAUUCGCUCAGCAAGGAUCUGGAAGUGGACUCUUUAAGCAGGAAUGUCCCAGAAACAAAAGGACAACUGGAAGAAGUCUUGGAUUUGGAUGACACCACUCCAGGGUCGUUAAAAGUAGAGCAUGACGCUCCAAAAUUUGCUUCAGAAUCCACAAAGUCUUUUGAAUUGGGUUCUCAAUCUUCUGAACUGGACAGAGAAAUUGAAGAAAUUAUUCAAGAAAAAGCCGAAGGGCCCGGGUCAAGAGUUGUCUUUAUUGAUCCUUCAGAAGAAGAAGACGACGAGGAAGAACAGAAUCUAGAGGACACAAAAGAAGCAACCUCGGAAGAGAUCAAUAAAUUCUUGAAGGAAAUUGGCGAAAAGUAUGGUAAAAGCAGACAAGGUUCGGAUGUGGAGUUCAAGGAAGAGUAUCAACAUCCCUAUUUGAAGACGUUCAUCAUCAAUGACAAGAAGACAGAAGCCCCUUACUUUAAAGUGGUUAAUAGAAAACGAAGACACUCAGUUCAGCAGGCGUCCAAACCAAGUUUGGAGCCGUCAGAAACCCCAUCAAAGACCGGAGGCACACAAGUUUCAGAUGUCAAAGAAACUUCUGGGGGUCUCUCUUACAAUAUUAACUUCGAACCCGCCAAAAGCAGUAAGCCGAAGAUUGACAGAAGAAAGAGAGAUGUCACUUCAUCAAGCAGCGACACUAGCGACAGCAGUGAGAGUAAUGAAUUGCCAACCUCUGUUACUCGAGUUGAGACCACCAAACAACAAAUGAGUAAUCUUUUGGACAGAAUUGAAGAAAACAGUCGAAAUGUGAACAUUGGCGAUAUGCGUGAUGAUGAGAAAUGGCCCGGGUAAGCAAUGCUAAAUAUAGUAAAAACACUGAAAAGACUGCGUGUAAAGAAUUGUAGUACUGGAAGGUUUAUAAAAUGAAGGGGAAUGUAAAGAGAAAAACAUGGGACUUGUAGAUUUCUUACAGUUUGUUUACUAUUUUUUCAAACCUUGAACCAACAUCCCACCAGUUUUAAACAAAAUUUCUGCUCUAUGUCCUACUGUAAUAUGUUAUAAUUACAGACCACAGCCUCUUCCCAGAUCGCCAGAACAUCGCACUUUCCACGAUGAGAUGGCCAUCCACCGACUCCCCAAUGGAUUUGGCUUCGCAAUCCACUUCAGUUCGUUGACUGUGGGUAUUGUACUCUUCUCCGCCCUCAUUUUUAUGACAAUUCGUUAUAUCUUCAAAGCCAGAAUGUCCAAUAAUACCCAUCAAAGAUUCGAAAACGAAAAAGAUCCCAAGAAUUUGCCUUGA